AUGGAUAUUUCAGACAUAUCAAAGGCUCUCAUUACGGUAUCCGCAAUGAUCAUCGACACAUACACUCAAACAAUCAAAAUGCACACAAUGGACACGAAGUUGCUUGCUGCCAUCGACGAAGAUGGACUUCCCUUGAUUCGACAUGGACCUGAGCGACAAGAACUUCAGUCGCUCCAGAAAUAUAGCUUCGUUGUUACUAAGAUAGCGAUGGCUGUUUUUGCGAUUCUUGGGGUAAUUGUUGGUGUCGUUCUUUUCGCUGGUAUCAUUCAUUUCGUAUCCACGCUAUCAACAAGAUAG
Messenger RNA from Botrytis porri, 297 nucleotides. RefSeq lists its product as uncharacterized. The record is from RefSeq and is a predicted model, not a curated record. Bases 1 to 297 code for a protein of 98 amino acids. The transcript is spliced from 2 exons. NCBI's taxonomy places the organism in Eukaryota, Fungi, Ascomycota, Leotiomycetes, Helotiales, Sclerotiniaceae.